Cariama cristata (Red-legged seriema) is the source of this 710-nucleotide messenger RNA. It is a transcript of the gene NDUFS7, whose product is annotated as NADH dehydrogenase (ubiquinone) Fe-S protein 7, 20kDa (NADH-coenzyme Q reductase). The annotation marks the transcript as partial. The record is from RefSeq and is a predicted model, not a curated record. Gene Ontology annotation, molecular function: quinone binding; NADH dehydrogenase (ubiquinone) activity; 4 iron, 4 sulfur cluster binding. The transcript has 6 exons. NCBI's taxonomy places the organism in Eukaryota, Metazoa, Chordata, Aves, Cariamiformes, Cariamidae. Gene Ontology annotation, biological process: mitochondrial respiratory chain complex I assembly; electron transport coupled proton transport; aerobic respiration.
GCCCAGCGCUGUGACAUCUGUUCACACUCAGCUGCUCCAUCAGACGCCAGCGGCUGACCAUGCUGACAGCUCUGUCCAAGUCCAGCAAAAGAGCUCAGCUGUUGUCCAGAAAAAAUCCUACGUCCCCACUAGCAAGGGCGAAUAUAUUGUCACCAAACUCGAUGACCUGAUCAACUGGGCACGAAGGAGCUCCCUAUGGCCGAUGACAUUUGGCCUGGCGUGCUGCGCUGUGGAGAUGAUGCACAUGGCUGCUCCUCGCUACGACAUGGACCGCUUUGGGGUGGUGUUUCGGGCUAGUCCCCGGCAAGCUGAUGUCAUGAUUGUGGCUGGCACCCUGACAAACAAAAUGGCUCCGGCUCUUCGGAAGGUCUACGACCAGAUGCCGGAGCCUCGCUACGUGGUCUCCAUGGGGAGCUGUGCCAACGGCGGGGGUUACUACCACUACUCCUACUCCGUGGUGAGGGGCUGCGACCGCAUUGUGCCGGUGGACAUCUACGUGCCAGGUUGCCCACCUACUGCUGAAGCUUUGCUGUAUGGAAUCCUGCAGCUUCAGAAGAAAAUCAAACGGGAGAAGAAGAUUCAGAUCUGGUACAGGAAAUAGCCUCUUAUUUAUGACCUACCCACUUACUGCCCACCUGGGCACCUGCUUGCAUUCGUACGCACAAUAAAUCCGUAUUUUCACGAGCCUUCCAAUAAAACUCUACGUGGUU